Merops nubicus (carmine bee-eater) is the source of this 912-nucleotide messenger RNA. It is a transcript of the gene NHLRC3, whose product is annotated as NHL repeat containing 3. The record is from RefSeq and is a predicted model, not a curated record. NCBI's taxonomy places the organism in Eukaryota, Metazoa, Chordata, Aves, Coraciiformes, Meropidae. Gene Ontology annotation, molecular function: ubiquitin protein ligase activity; translation repressor activity; protein binding. The transcript is spliced from 6 exons. The coding region runs from base 25 to 912 and encodes 295 amino acids. Gene Ontology annotation, biological process: protein polyubiquitination; negative regulation of translation; proteasome-mediated ubiquitin-dependent protein catabolic process.
CCAUCUUGGAAGGGACAGCAACAGAUGUAUAAGCUAGACAUAGGCUGGCCUAAAACCCCAGAAUACUUCACUGGCCAAACGUUUUGUGUUGCUGUUGACUCUCUGAAUGGUUUGGUCUAUGUGGGACAAAGGGGAGAUAAUGUGCCCAAGGUGCUGGUGUUCUCAGAGGAAGGCUAUUUUCUUCACUCGUGGAAUAACACAGUUGAAAUGCCUCAUGGUAUCUUUGUACUGAACACUGCCACAGACAGCUCAGUGUGGAUCACAGACGUUGGAACAGGGAAAUAUGGGCACACAGUGAAGCAGUACAGCCCUUGGGGGAAACUGCUGCAGACCCUGGGCACGCCAGGCAACGCUGGUUCCAGUUUGAUUCCCCUACAGUUUGAUCAGCCAGCAGAGAUCUUUGUAGAAGAAAGUGGAGAUAUGUAUGUUGUGGAUGGAGAUGGGGGAAUGAACAACAGAUUGCUCAAACUAUCCAAUGAUUACAAAGAGAUCUGGCUGGCAGGAAUGAAUGGGACUGGCACUGGCCAGUUCAGGAUCCCCCACAGUGUGACAGUGGAUUCUUUUGGACGGGUAUGGGUUGCUGACAGAGACAACAAAAGAAUCCAAGUUUUUGAUAAAGUCACUGGGGAGUGGCUUGGGUCUUGGAGUAGCUGUUUUUCAGAAGAUGGACCCUAUUCUGUCAGAUUCACUCCUGAUUACAAGUACCUGAUUGUAGCUCAGCUGAACAUCAACCGGUUAGCGAUCCUGGUGGCACCGCCCGUGGGCUCCAUCAGGGACUGUGUCCUGGUCAGCACCAUCCAGCUGGCAGAUGAGACCAAACCACACCUUGUGGAUGUAGACAUGAAGAGUGGAGCAGUCUAUGUCGCAGAGAUUGGAGCCCAGCAAGUACAAAAAUACAUACCCUUAAGCUGA